This is a messenger RNA of Acyrthosiphon pisum (pea aphid), 1583 nucleotides long. Its product is annotated as zinc finger protein 98. Bases 231 to 1427 code for a protein of 398 amino acids. NCBI's taxonomy places the organism in Eukaryota, Metazoa, Arthropoda, Insecta, Hemiptera, Aphididae. The transcript has 2 exons. The record is from RefSeq and is a predicted model, not a curated record. Gene Ontology annotation, biological process: regulation of transcription by RNA polymerase II. Gene Ontology annotation, molecular function: DNA-binding transcription factor activity, RNA polymerase II-specific; RNA polymerase II cis-regulatory region sequence-specific DNA binding.
AUUAAUAACAAAUCAACUUUUUUAGGUAUUAUGAUAUAAUAUACAGUACUAGAGUGUUGUCAAUCCCACUAGUAAGAUGUGAUGAUCAAGUAUUUAAUGAAGUUAUUAAACAAGAAAAUAUUGACUCUCAAGUAUUUAAUGGAGUUAUUAAACAAGAAAAUAUUGACUCUCAAGUAUUUAAUGGAGUUAUUAAACAAGAAAAUAUUGACUCUCAAGUAUUUAAUGGAAUAAUGAAACAGGAAUAUAUUGGUAAUCAAGUGUUUACUGGAAUGAUAAAACAGGAAACUAUUGAAGAAGGAGACCAUCACAAUGAUAGUCAAUUAUUACAAAAAGGAACUAAAACUGAAGAAAAAAGAAGCACAAGUGAUACCGAAAUUAAAGUAGAAAAAGAUUUUAUUGAUCAUUAUGUAUUUGAGGGAACAUCAGUCAUAAACGAAAGCAACUCUUUAAAAUGUAUUACUCGUAUGAAUUUGGACUUGACAUCUAACUGCUUAAAGAAAAAUCAAUUAACUGAUAACCAGGAUGAAAUGUCUACAGCAUCUAAUUUAAUUGUGCACACAAGAAUACACACUGGAGACAAGCCGUAUAAAUGUGAUAUGUGUGAUAAAUCCUUUUCUCAGUUAAGUAAUCUAAGAAAGCAUACUAGAACACAUCCUGGCGAAAAGCCGUUUAAAUGCGAUCUCUGUACUCAUGCUUUUUCCCAUAAAGGUGAUUUAACAAAUCAUACAAGGACACAUACAGGGGUAAAGCCAUAUAAAUGUGACAUCUGUAAUCAAGCUUUUUCGCAGAAAACUGCUUUAAAAAGUCAUAUCACGAUCCAUACCGGCGAAAAGUCUUAUAAAUGUGCUAUCUGCGAUACAGGGUUUGCUAGAAAACCAUAUUUAAUAUCGCAUAUUAUAAGGAAGCAUAACGGAGUAAAGCCAUAUAAAUGCGAUAUCUGUAAUCAAUCUUUUCCCCAGAAAGGUGAUUUAACAAGUCAUACAAGGACACAUACUGGAUUAAAGCCGUAUAAGUGUGAUAUUUGUGAUAAGGGGCUUGGUUCAAUAAGUAAUUUAAUAACGCAUACAAGAACACAUACUGGUGUAAAGCCGUUUAAAUGUGAUAUUUGUGAUAAGGGGUUUGUUUCAUCAAGUGAUUUAACAAAGCAUACAAGGAUACAUACUGGAGUAAAGCCGUAUAAGUGUGAUACUUGUGAUAAGUGGUUCGGUUCAUCCGGUGAUUUAAGAAGGCAUACAAAGAUACAUACUGGUGUAAAGCCGUAUAAGUGUGAUAUUUGUGAUAAGUGGUUCGGUUCAUCCAGUGAUUUAAGAAGGCAUACAAAGAUACAUACUGGUGUAAAGCCGUAUAAAUGUGAUAUUUGUGAUAAAGCUUUUUAUGAAAAUACAUAUUUAAAACGCCAUAAAAUGAUACACCAGAAAAGUCUUUAAAAAUGCCACAUAUUCAAGACACAUACAAUUUUAUAUUAUUUAUUAAUUAUGGUAUGUGGUUAUAUAUCUGUGGAUGUAAUUCAAGAUUGAAGAUUAAUAAAUAAUUAUUAUUAUUGUGAUUCUAGUUUAUAAUAUUAAAUAACUAUAUAUAAUUUA